Chlorella variabilis is the source of this 3057-nucleotide messenger RNA. RefSeq lists its product as hypothetical. NCBI's taxonomy places the organism in Eukaryota, Viridiplantae, Chlorophyta, Trebouxiophyceae, Chlorellales, Chlorellaceae. Gene Ontology annotation, cellular component: nucleus. Gene Ontology annotation, molecular function: DNA binding. The transcript has 18 exons. Gene Ontology annotation, biological process: regulation of transcription by RNA polymerase II. The record is from RefSeq and is a predicted model, not a curated record. The coding region runs from base 1 to 3057 and encodes 1018 amino acids.
AUGGCGAGCGUCGUUGAGCUGUGCCUGGCGGCCCUCUGGCGCUUCUACCUCGGCAUAGCUCUGGGCUUUGGGCUGGCCAAGAUGGGGACCAGCCUGUGCGGCAUGACGCUCGCCACUCGGCCGCCGCCGCCGCCCUCGCGCGGCUGCUUUGGCGCCAUCAAAAACCAGGGGCGCCGCCUGCUCAUGUGGGGCGCCAGCCAGCUUCAGUCCCUGUUCUACAUGUUCAGAUGGGUGAUCUACCUGUACGGCGUGGUGGUGCUGCUGAUGGCGGCCAUCCACCUGGGCAGCCCCGACUACCGGUACCGCGACUUCCCAAACGAGUGUCCCCCAGACAAGCAGUGGGGCUGCAGCCGCAUCGCGGAGAGCAACCCGCACGGCGUGCGCCACCUGCAGCCGCUGCACCUGGCGGCCACGGUGGCCGAUGUGCAGUCCUAUGCCACCAGCUGGGUGCAGGACCAGGCGCAGGCGCGGCUGUUGGGCGACACGCGGCCCGGCUUCCUGCACGCCCGCAUCCUCACCUUCUUCUGGGGCUUCGCCGACGACUUCCUCAUCUCCCUGCGGUGCAACGAGGUGGGGCAGGCGGUGGUGGAGGUGCAGUCACAGCUCCGCAUCGGGUACAGCGACCUGGGCGUCAACGGGCGGCGCAACGAGCAGUUCAUGCUGCAGCUCAGCCAGGCGGUGCAGCAGGGGCACAUACCUCAGGGCACCCCCACUUCGUCAGCAGCAGAGCAGGAUGAGUGGGAGCCUGGGAGCGAGGAGGAGGAGGAGGGCAGCGAGGCUCCUCGAAGCAGCUGCCCCAGCCAGCAGUCGGAGCAGCAUGAUAAGGAUCCGGAGGAGUCGGCUGCCUUCAUGGCCCAGCUGACGAGCUUCUUCCAGAGCCGGAGCAGAACAAUGCCAGCCCCACGCUUCAUGCACCGGGAGCUGGAUGUGGCCAAGCUGUGGCGCCUGGUUGAUGGGCAUGGCGGCUACGACGAGGUGGUGUGCCACAGCAAGCUGUGGGCGCAGGUGGGGCGUCACUUUGACCCGCCCAAGAGCAUGACCAACCUCAGCUACAACAUGAAGCGCAUGUACACCCGCAGCGGCCUGCUGGCGUAUGAGCGCUCGCUGCAGGGCAUACCCGAGCCCCUGCCAGAGCCCGGCCCCAGCCGGCCGCUGAACGCGGCUGCGGGCACAAAGCCUCGGGCGAGCAGGAAGCGCCGUUCGAAGCCACCAGAGGCAGACAAUGCGCAACCCAAGCGGGCACGCCAGCAGCAGAAACCGCGGGCAGCGAGGCGUCGCAGGCAGGCGCAGGGGGCUGCGGAGGCGCGUAAGGAAGGGCAGCAGCACGAGCACCAGCUGAAGGAGGAUGGGCAGCAGCUGGAAAACGAUGAGGAGCAGGAGGGAGAGGAGCAGCCACCCCCAGUAGCAGUGGCGGCACCCGGUAGCACUAGCCAGGAGGGCUUGGGGCCUGGGGAGGCCCAAGCCAGCGGCAGGAACAGCGGCAAGGGCAGGAGCGGCAGCAGGGGGUUCAGCCCCUCUAGAGGCACGCAAGCCAGCCCUCAGCAGCCCCCGCCACAGCCUGUGCUACCGGGCCAGGCAGCAUCCCCAGCAGCAGCAUCGCGGGCCAGCAGCGGCAACGCGGGCCGCCCGUCCCGUACAUCGCCGUCGCCCCAGGAGGCCGCCAGCGGCGGCAUGCAGCUGCCCGCGCCGCCGGCUGCCGUCGCGCAACGCACGGCACGCCCCGCCCGCGCCAAGCGCGCCCCGGCUCAGUAUGGCGACUACAGCCUGCAGCCCCGCACACGUGCCCGGCACGCUGAGGAUGCGGGGGUGGCGGCCUGGUCCGGCGCUGGCGCGUUGGAGCGGGGCGGCGGGGAGCUGGUGGGGCGCAGCGUGCGCCUGUGGGACCCGCUGGCGCAGCGGCACCGGGUGGGGCGUGUGACCGCCUACCACGCGGCCGCGGGCAAGCACGUGGUGCAGUAUGAGGGUGGGCGGGAGCAGGUGGCUGACCUGCGAGACCUGCAAGGCACUCCCAGCUGGCAGCUCAGGCAGGAUGAUGCGGAGGACCUGGCGGCGGCGCAGCAGCUCGCGGCGCUGGCGGGCGCGGGCCGACAGGGCAGCACACAGCUGCAGCAGCUGCCACUGCCGGAGCAGAGGGAUGCUGCCGGGCAGCAGGAGCAGGGGCAGCAGGAGGUGCUGCAUGUGGGGGUGCUGCGCACGCUGAGCGAGGCGGCGGAGGCGGUGCCGGCCUGCACCGCUGCGGGUGCUUUCUUCUCUGACCUGGCGGCAGCCGCCGAGCCCCAGCCGCCGCAUGGCAGCCGCCAGGGCCCCGCCCACGCGCGCACCGGUACCGCUCCUGUCACACGAACAGCGGCGGCAGGGGCGGCGGCAGCAGCAGCCGCUGGCGCUGCCGGGCAGGGGCCCGGUGUGGCGAUAGACGCCGCCACCAGCAUUGUGCUGAUGCAGCAGGCGGCAGACCUGGUGCGGGGCAUGCACGAGGAGCUGCAGAAGAGCCGGGAGCAGCUUCCCCAGCUGGCGGGUGACCUGCAGGUGGCACACGACCGCCAGGCGGCGGCGGAGAUGGAGUGUCGCAGCGCACAGGGCGCGGCGCUGGAAGCCCGCAAGGGGCUGCAGCUGCUGCUGGGGCAGGCGCAGGCGCUGAUUGGGCAGCGGGCGCCUGCGCCGUCGCCGCCGCCGCCGCCAGCCUGGGCCCCCACGCACUCGCAGCCGCAGGCACAGGGGCCAGCAGAGCUGCUGGCAUCACCUCAGCAGCCCGCGGCACAGGCGGCGACGGCGGGUGUGCACAGUCGCAGCCAGCCGCUGUUCCCGCAGCCGCUGUUCCCGCAGCCGCAGCGCCCGCCUCAGCCGCAGCAGGCCCUCCGCCCCUCGCAGUGGCCUGCUGGUGCCGGGCCAGGGCAGCAGGCGCACGGGAGGCGCGAGACGGUGCAGCAGCCGCGAGUGCAGCAGCAGCUCCAACAGGCGGUGGCGUCCCAACAUGCGCAGCUGCCGCCGUACAUGCAGGCAGCCGCCGCGGCCGUGCACGCUGCGCUGUCAGCGGCCUCUGCCAGCAGUGUUCUGUAA